Molecule: messenger RNA, 1761 nt
Organism: Acomys russatus (golden spiny mouse)
Lineage: Eukaryota; Metazoa; Chordata; Mammalia; Rodentia; Muridae
Gene: Tmem161a
Product: transmembrane protein 161A
Exons: 12
Coding region: 139-1581 (480 amino acids)
Source: RefSeq, a predicted model, not a curated record
AUUGCGCACACCCACCGCUCUUAUCCCGACGACUGGCUUCUCAGGAUGCUCGUCAAUAGGAUCCGGACUCUAACUGGCCGAGAUCUCCCGGUCUUUCCCGCCUCCAGCCUGGUGCGUGGGUGAGCCCCAAGCGCGGACAUGGCGGUCCUCGGAGUGCAACUGGUGGUGACGCUGUUCGCAGCCACCCUCAUGCACAGGCUGGCCCCACACUGCUCCUUCGCCCGCUGGCUGCUCUGCAACGGAAGUCUGUUCCGGUACAUACACCCCUCAGAGGAGGAACUGCGUGCGCUUGCAGGGAAACCGAGGCCCAGGGGCAGGAAGGAUCGGUGGACAAAUGGCCCUCUCGAUGAGAAGCCACUGUCAGUGCCUCGAGACGCCCAUUUCCAGCUGGAGACCAGACCUCUCACGGCUGUGGAUGCCCUAGUCCUGCGCUUCUUUCUGGAAUACCAGUGGUUCGUGGACUUCGCUGUGUACUCCGUUGGUGUGUACCUCUUCACGGAGGCCUACUAUUUUGUGCUGGGCCCGGUCCAGGAGACCAACAUCGCUGUGUUCUGGUGCCUGCUCACGCUGGCCUUCUCUUUCAAGGUGUUCCUCAUGAUGACCCGGCUGUACUUCAGCGCCAAGGAGGAUGGCGAGCGCUCGGUGUGUCUAGCCUUCGGCUUCCUCUUUCUCCUCCUGGCCAUGCUGGUUCAGGUGGUGCGGGAGGAGACGCUGGAGCUGGGCCUGGAGCCAGGCCUGGCCAGCAUGACCCAGAACCUGGAGCCUGUUCUGAAGAAGCAGGAUUGGGACUGGGCACUCCCUGUGGUCAAGCUGACCAUCCGCCUUGGCCUGGCAGUGCUAGGCUCUUUGCUGGGCGCCUUCCUCAUUUUCCCGGGCCUGAGGCUGGCCCAGACCCACCAGGACGCGCUGACCCUGUCUGAGGACCGGCCGCUGCUGCAGCUGCUCCUGCACACCAGCUUCCUGUCGCCCCUGUGCACCUUGUGGCUCUGGACAAAGCCAGUCGCCCGGGACUUCUUGUAUCAGGCUCCCAUGAAGAACGUGACCUUCUCUCUGCCGUCAGAAGGGGCCUUCGACUCCCUGCGCCUCUGGGUGCUGGUGGUGCUGUGUCUGCUGCGGCUGGCGGUGACCCGGCCCCACCUGCAGGCCUACCUGUGCCUGGUCAAGACUCGGGUGGAGCAGCUGCGCAAGGAGGCGGGCCGCAUCGAGGCCCGCGAAAUCCAGCAGCGGGUGAUCCGGGUCUACUGCUACGUCACGGUGGUGAGCCUGCAGUACCUGACGCCGCUCAUCCUCACUCUGCACUGCACACUGCUGCUCAAGACCCUGGGUGGCUAUUCUUGGACACUGGGCCCAGCUCCUCCCCCAUUGGCCUCAUCCCAGCCGUCAGACACUUUGAUCUCUGUAGACACGGCAGGAGACGAGGCCCAGCAGACUGCGGCCCAGGUCGCAAAGGUCCUGGGUGGCCUGCUCACACCCCCUUUCCUCCGUGGCGUGCUGGCCUAUCUCAUCUGGUGGACUGCUGCCUGCCAGCUGCUCUCCAGCCUCUUCGGCCUCUAUUUCCACCGGCACCUGGCAGCCUCGUAGCAUGACACUUUCUGGGGUGCUGGCAUCUGAUCCGUGCCCACUAGGACUGGGACUGCCCCCUGUGUGAUGACCCUGGGUAGGGGUUGGAACUCCCCACCGUCUCUCUCACCUCAGUGCCUAGAUCAUGGACUCCUGGAAUCAGUCUCCCCUGGGCCUGGAGGCCAUGGGCCCAAUGUGUGU